Messenger RNA from Taeniopygia guttata (zebra finch), 1476 nucleotides. RefSeq names its product procollagen C-endopeptidase enhancer (gene PCOLCE). NCBI's taxonomy places the organism in Eukaryota, Metazoa, Chordata, Aves, Passeriformes, Estrildidae. The record is from RefSeq and is a predicted model, not a curated record. Gene Ontology annotation, molecular function: protein binding; peptidase activator activity; collagen binding. Gene Ontology annotation, biological process: proteolysis.
CCGUUCGCCCCGUCCCGGCCCCGUUUCCCGGUCCCGACCCCGUUCCGGCCCCCUUCGCCCCUGCCCGGCCUCGCCAUGAGCCGCCUCGGGCCGCCGCUGCCGCUGCUGCUGCUCGGGGCGCUGGGGGUCCUCACCCCAAACCCGACCGCGGGGCAGGACCCGGCCCCGAGCCCCCCGCCCAGCCCCCGGCCCAACGCCAGCAGGCCGGUGUUCCCGGUGUUCCCGUGCGGGGGGGACCAUCGCGGCGAGUCGGGGUUCAUCGCCAGCGAGGGGUUCCCCCGGCAUUACCCCCCCGGCAGCAACUGCACCUGGACCAUCACGGUCCCCGAGGGCCAGGUGGCCACUCUGUCCUUCCGCGUCUUCGACCUGGAGCCGGACCCGCUGUGCCGCUUCGACGCGCUCUCGGUUUUCGGGGGUCACGGCCCCGGGGCGCCGCUCUUGGGGCGCUUCUGCGGCACUUUCCGCCCGGGGGCUCUGCGGGCGCCCCAAAAUCGGCUCCGGCUGCACAUGGAGAGCGACGGCGGCACGGCCGGGAGGGGCUUCCUGGCCUGGUUCAGCGCCGGCAGCCCCCCGAGCAACGAGCACCAGUUUUGUGGGGGGCGGCUGGAGAAGCCCCAGGGGAGCCUGAGCACCCCAAACUGGCCCGAGGAGAAUUAUCCCCCCGGCAUCAGCUGCUCCUGGCACAUCGUGGCGCCCCCCGACAAGGUGGUGGAGCUGCGGUUCGGGAAGUUCGAUGUGGAGCCCGACCCGCACUGCCGCUACGAUUACGUGGCCGUGUUCGAGGGGGGGGCGCGGGACGACGCGCGGCGCCUCGGCCGCUUCUGCGGGGAGGAGACCCCCGGCCCCAUCGUGUCCCGCUCCCCGGAGCUGCUGGUGCAGUUCGUGUCGGACCUGAGCGUCACCGCCGACGGCUUCUCGGCCACCUACACCCUACGGGAGGGGGGCAGCGCCCCCGAGACCCCCACCCACAAACCCCGCGCUGGGGGCAAGGGGCAGCCGCCCCCCAGCCCCGCCACGGCCGCCCCCUGCCCCCAACGCUGCCGCCGCACCGGGACCCUCCAGAGCAACUUCUGCAGCAGCGACUUCGUGCUGACGGGGACGGUGAAAUCGGUGUCGCGGGGGUCGCCGCAGGAGCCGGGCUGGGCGGUGGUCUCCGUGCUCGCCCUCUACAAGUCGGGGGUCCCGGGGGUCCCGGGGGCGGCCAAGGGCUCCGCGCUGCGCCUGCAGCUGCCCUGCCGGCCCUGCCCCGUGCUCAAGAAAGGCUCCAGCUACGUCCUGAUGGGGCGGCUGGGGGCGGACGGGGGGGCCCUGCUGCCCCCCGACGCCUUCGUGGUGCCCUACCGCCCUCAGCAGCAGCAGCUUUUGGGGAACCUCAGCAAGCGGCCGUGCCGGGGGUCCCCCCCCUGAGACCCCCGCCCCACGCCGGGGGGGCGCCCCCCCCCCCGCGCCUUCGCAAAUAAAGGGUGCAGAGAUGGA